AUGGCGGUGGACGCACAAGGAGAAUCGGGAAAUGUUCAAGGCGAAAAUGAUCAAGAUGGAGUUGAAGAUGGAAACAAUCAAACUGUAAAUAUACAAGAUGUGAAUGCGGCAGGAAAUGAUCAAGGUGGAGAUAAUCAAGGAGAAGCUAACCAAGGAGGAGAUAAUCAAGGAAGAGAUAAACAAGUUGGAGAUAGUCAAGGUGGAGAUAAUCAAGUCAAAACAGAUCAAGGCAACAAUGAUCAAGGUGUAGAUAAACAAGGUGGAAAUGAGGAUGGAAAUGUUCAAACUUUAAAUGUUCAAGGUGUGAAUGAGGGUGAAAAUAAUCAAGGUGGAGAUAAACAAGGAGGUGAUAAUCAAGGUGGAGAUAACCAAGGUGGAGAUAAUAAAGUUGGGGAUCAUCAAGAUGGAGAUAAUCAAGGUGGAAAUAAUCAAGGAGGAGAUAAUCAAGGUGAAAAUGAAGACGGAAAUGUUAAAACUGUAAAGGUUCAAGAUGGCAAUAAACAAGGUGGAGAUAAUCAAGGUGGAGAUAAUCAAGGUGGAGAUAAUCAAGAUGGAGAUGGUAAAGGUGAAAAAGAAGAUGUAAAUGUUCCAACUGUAAAGAUUCAAGGUAGAGAUAAACAAGGUGGCGAUAAUAAAGGUGGAGUUAAUCAAGGUGGAAAUAACAAAGGAGGAGAUAAUCAAGGUGGAGAUAACCAAGGAGGGGAUAAUCAAGGUGGAGAUAAUCAAGAUGGAGAUAAUCAAGAUGGAAAUAAAGAUGGACUUGUUGAAACUUUAAAGGUUCAAGGUGUGAAUAAGGGUGGAAAUGAUCAAGGUGAUGGUAAACAAGUUGGAGAUCAUCAAAGUGUAAAAAAUCAAGGAGGAGAUAAUCAAGGUGGAGAUAAUCAAGGAGGAGAUAAUCAAGGUGGAGAUAAUCAAAGAGGUGAUAAUCAAGGCGGAAAUAAUCAAGGAGGAGAUAAUCAAGGUGGAAAUAAUCAAGGUGGAAAUAAUCAAGGUGGAAAUAAUCAAGGUGAAAAUGAAGACGGAAAUGUUCAAACUGUAAAGGUUCAAGGUGUGAAUGAGGGUGGAAAUGAUCAAGGUGGAGAUAAACAAGGUGGAGAUCAUCAAGGUGGAGAUAAUCAAGGUGGAGAUAAUCAAGGUGGAGAUAAACAAGGUGGAGAUAAUCAAGGUGGAGAUAAUCAAGGUGGAAACAAGCAAGGAGGAAAUAAGCAAGGUGGAAAUAAUCAAGGUGGAGAUAAUCAAGGUGGAAACAAGCAAGGAGGAAAUAAGCAAGGUGGAAAUAAUCAAGGAGGAGAUAAUCAAGGUGAAAAUGAAGACGGAAAUUUUCAAACUGUAAAGGUUCAAGGUGGAGAUAAACAAGAUGGAGAUAAUCAAGGUGGAGAUGAUCAAGGUGGGGAUAAUCAAGGUGGAAAUAACCAAGGAGGAGAUAAUCAAGGUGGAAAUAAUCAAGGUGGAGAUAAUCAAGGUGAAAAUGAAGACGGAAAUGUUCAAACUGUAAAGGUUCAAGGUGUGAAUGAGGGUGGAAAUCAUCAAGGUGGAGAUAAUCAAAGUGUAAAAAAUCAAGGAGGAGAUAAUCAAGGUGGAGAUAACCAAGGUGGAGAUAAUCAAGGUGGAAGUAAUCAAGGAGGAAAUGCGCAAGGUGGAAAUAUUCAAGGAGGAGAUAAUCAAGGUGAAAAUGAAGACGGAAAUGUUCAAACUGUUAAAGUUCAAGGUGGAGAUAAACAAGAUGGAGAUAAUAAAGGUGGAGAUAAUCAAGAUGGAGAUGAUCAGGGUGGGGAUAAUCAAGGUAAAGAUGAUCAAGGGGGAGAUAAUCAAGGUGGAGAUAAUCAAAGUGUAAAAAAUCAAGGAGGAGAUAAUCAAGGUGGAGAUAAUCAAGGUGGAAAUAAUCAAGGAGGAAAUAAUCAAGGUGGAAAUAUUCAAGGAGGAGAUAAUCAAGGUGAAAAUGAAGACGGAAAUGUUCAAACUGUAAAGGUUCAAGGUGUGAAUGAGGGUAGAAAUCAUCAAGGUGGAGAUAAUCAAAGUGUAAAAAAUCAAGGAGGAGAUAAUCAAGGUGGAGAUAAUCAAAGUGUAAAAAAUCAAGGAGGAGAUAAUCAAGGUGGAGAUAAUCAAGGUGGAAAUAAUCAAGUAGGAAAUAAUCAAGGUGGAAAUAUUCAAGUAGGAGAUAAUCAAGGUGAAAAUGAAGACGGAAAUGUUCAAACUGUAAAGGUUCAAGGUUUGAAUGAGGGUGGAAAUCAUCAAGGUGGAGAUAAUCAAGGUGGGGAUAAUCAAAGUGUAAAAAAUCAAGGUGGAGAUAAUCAAGGUGGAAAUAAUAAAGGUGGGGAUAAUCAAGGUAAAGAUGAUCAAGUUGGAAAGAUCAAGGUGGAGAUCAAAAUGGAAAUGACCAAUGAGAAAAUUAAAAAAGAACAUGAUCGUGUUGGAAAGGAAGAUAUAGCGCCACAGUAA
Molecule: messenger RNA, 2439 nt
Organism: Mytilus trossulus (common blue mussel)
Lineage: Eukaryota; Metazoa; Mollusca; Bivalvia; Mytilida; Mytilidae
Exons: 2
Coding region: 1-2439 (812 amino acids)
Source: RefSeq, a predicted model, not a curated record